AUGGACCAAUCUCGAGCGAUCAACGCCCUCGCACCCUUCAUCGCCCUCGCCAAAUCCGCCAACUCACCUCGUGCCGCCGCCGAUCUCGUCACACAGGCAACCUCAGCAGCAAACACAUACGUCUUCUCGGAACUCCUGCAACAGCCGAACGUCCAAGCACUCGCCGGACACGAGCAAUAUGGCAACUUCCACACCCUCCUUCAGAUCUUUGCCUGGGGCACGUGGGAGAGCUACAAAUCGACCAGCGGUCUCCCCCAACUAAGCGACGCCCAAGCCCUCAAACUCCGCUUCCUCUCCCUCCUCACCAUCGCCUCAGAGAAGACCGCCUCCUCGAACCUCAGCUAUGCCUCCCUCUGCUCCCGCCUCAACCUCGAAUCUCCGAUCGACCUCGAACAUCUCAUCACGCAAGCAAUCUACAACGACCUCAUAACCGGGACUCUCAAUCCCGCCUCCCAAACUGUAAUCAUUACAUCCGUCGCACCACUACGCGACCCUGCUCCAGGAAGCGUACAGGCGAUGAUCGCCGAGCUCAACGCCUGGAGCGGACGCUGCGAUUCCGUGCUCUCAGACCUGGAGGCGGAGAUCAAGAAAGUCAAGAGCGAGGCUGAGAGGCCGCUGCUGCCGGAGGAGCGCUGGCGGGGGGCAGGACCGGGUUGGGCUCGAGAGGGGCUACGAAGAGAGAGCAGGCAGAUGAUGACGACGAUGAUGAUAUGA
Zasmidium cellare ATCC 36951 is the source of this 714-nucleotide messenger RNA. RefSeq lists its product as uncharacterized. The coding region runs from base 1 to 714 and encodes 237 amino acids. NCBI's taxonomy places the organism in Eukaryota, Fungi, Ascomycota, Dothideomycetes, Mycosphaerellales, Mycosphaerellaceae. The transcript is spliced from 3 exons. The record is from RefSeq and is a predicted model, not a curated record. Gene Ontology annotation, cellular component: COP9 signalosome.